This is a messenger RNA of Harmonia axyridis, 2316 nucleotides long. Its product is annotated as elongation of very long chain fatty acids protein AAEL008004-like. Gene Ontology annotation, biological process: fatty acid elongation, saturated fatty acid; fatty acid elongation, polyunsaturated fatty acid; very long-chain fatty acid biosynthetic process. The coding region runs from base 369 to 1376 and encodes 335 amino acids. The transcript has 8 exons. The record is from RefSeq and is a predicted model, not a curated record. NCBI's taxonomy places the organism in Eukaryota, Metazoa, Arthropoda, Insecta, Coleoptera, Coccinellidae. Gene Ontology annotation, molecular function: fatty acid elongase activity. Gene Ontology annotation, cellular component: endoplasmic reticulum membrane.
GAUUCUGCCAAAAUUUAUUCGCUUGUAUGAUCGCGGGCAACGACGGGUUAGAACUCCUGUUAGUUGAAUAGAUCGAUCGGAAAUUCGGCUAUCAAAUUGUGUAAAUUUAUCAGCCAAUUCUUUCGUCCUUUUAGCUGAAAUGUAUAAAUAUAACAAUAGCUAGCAUUCGAUCGAUUCUGUCAGUUGAUAAGAAGUAGUGCUCGCUUGUGGUUUGAUAUAAAAUAAGUUUUAUUAAUAACUUCGAAUUGAUGAGAGAACUCGAAUUUAGUGAAAAUUGGAUGUCUAGGACUGAUGAUCUGUAAUUGAAUUCAGUGCUUCUCUGAUCUGAGCUGGUUUUAACCCUUCUAUUGAUUUAUUUAAGCGAUAAAAUGGCUUCCCUAGUAGCUAGUGCAAUCAAUCAAUAUCACUAUGUUUUGGAUCACAAAAGUGAUCCAAGGGUGAACAAUUGGCCAAUGAUGAGCAGCCCCGUUCCUACCUUCCUCAUAUGUGUAUUCUACGUAUAUUUCUCCAGAGUUUUGGGACCGAAACUAAUGGAGAAUAGAAAGCCUUUUCAGCUGAGAAAUGUUUUAAUUGUGUAUAAUUUUCUUCAGACUAUUUUCAGUGCGUGGAUAUUUUAUGAGUACAUGAUGAGCGGGUGGUGGGGAGCUUACAGCUUCAGGUGUCAACCAGUCGAUUACUCAAAUAGUCCUCUAGCCAUGAGAAUGGCGAACACUUGCUGGUGGUACUAUUUCUCCAAAUUCACAGAAUUCCUCGACACACUUUUCUUCGUCUUGAGGAAGAAAUACAGUCAGGUAUCGACACUCCAUGUUAUCCACCACGGAUGCAUGCCGUUCUCGGUGUGGAUGGGACUCAAAUUUGCACCAGGCGGUCACAGCACAUUUUUCGCUCUCUUGAACACUUUUGUACACAUAAUUAUGUACUUCUACUAUAUGGUUUCUGCAAUGGGACCUCAGUACCAAAAGUACAUCUGGUGGAAGAAAUACCUGACUACUCUUCAAAUAGUACAAUUCAUUGCAAUCUUUGCCCAUCAAUUCCAACUUUUAUUCACUGAAUGCAACUACCCAAAAUCAUUUAUGAUAUGGAUUGCCCUCCAUGGAGUGUUGUUCAUGUUCCUCUUCUCAGACUUCUACAAAAUUAAAUAUACCAACUCCAAAGACAAGAAAACCACUGUCAACUCAGGAUUAUGUAUGCCAGUUUUGGAAGAAAAGGAAAACGUCCUUACUCAUAAGAAAACAGAUAGUAAUGGAACCCUCAAUAACACAUAUAUCAAAAGUGAUCUAUUAGAUUCCUACCAAGCUUGUUAUUCAAAUGGCAGCACCAAAGGUUUCGUUUCUCAGACGAAUGGAUUGCAAGAUGCAACGAAAAAGGAUGCUUAAUUGUUGGAGAUCCUCAUCAACAGAAUUCUCCAUUCCCUGGGUGUAUGUGAUAUGUUCUACAGUUGGUAAAGGGAACCAGUAUUGUAGAAUUGGUGGAAGGAACUUCAUCAUAAGGUGGAGAGUGCAGUUUUUGUCUAAGCUCAAGCAUUUCGUAUUCUAGAAGACCAAAAGAUGUUUAAAAAUGGACAAACUAAUUUUUUCCUUCGUUUUAAUAAUAUGGAAGAUAUUCCUCCUUGCAGUCUCUAAUAGCGUUUUAAUUUUUUAUUAAUCUUAAAUUUUUGAUCACUGAAACUGGAGUCCAUUUUUCCGUUCUGCUAUAUAAUCUCGAUCUGUAUAUAGAUAUUUGUUACUAGUAAUAAGUAAUUUAUAAGAUUGAACAUUUCCCUUUUUAUGAAUUCUAUGAUCGAAAUUUUUUAUUGUUAUUUUUUAUAUUGUGAAAGAUUUGUGAUGUGAUACCUUUCCAGAUCAAUUAUUAAAAUUAGUUAUAUCCAUGUUGCCUCAUCGAAAUUCUGUUGGAUCCCAUAUUUGCAUUGGAUGAUUUUAAUGAAAUAAAAUCAUUUUUAUUGCACUUAAUAGGAUCAACAUAUUAUUGAACUCUACAAUUCUGAAUAAAUUUCGAUUUUGGAUUUGUAGAAAUUAAUUUAGUCGUUACCUUUGACUGUCAUAAAUUGCAUUUUUUAUUUGUUUUUAUUAACAAACUUAUUUUUCAUUCAGAAUAUUCCUCAGCUAAACGAUGUGAUUAAUUCUAUCAAGUCCAACCGAAUUUCUGUUAAUAUUUAUAAAUUUCACCGAAUAUGAAUAUUUGUUUCACAAUUUCAAUGUUAUCACAGCUAAAAUAUAAAUAUCAUAUUGUAAAGGUUAAUUGUGGAAUCCAUUAUUUGGAAGUUUCAAAUGUAUAGUAUUUUUGUACAUAAACGAUUCAAAUAAAACAUUCUGAUAA